CCACUGGAUGUUCUUUGCUAAAGUUUCAACCUAUUGUAAUAGCGGAGGCUUCAGGUAUCUUUUGCAAAGUGAUGGCAUAACUGCAGACCGAAGACGGUCGCGUUGCUUCUCGUUUCCUGUGCAGAAGCGGCAGGUGUUUCCGGUGGAGGGGAGACAGCCAAAUUUUUGCGACCUUGUAGGCGCAAUUAAUCGUGGCGAGCAGUUUUCUACACUUUUGGUCUUUGUGGGUUGAUUUGGCGUCUGCUAGCCGGCUUUCUGGCUCACGUGUCUCGUUGUGGAGACUAUGCUACGUCGCUCAUGUAAGAAGCGGAGGGUCAUGGGGAACCUUCUACGAUUGCUAUCGAGAGAUGACACACCCAAGUAUGAUGUCUUCGUUGACUUUGAGAAUGCUGAGCCUUCAGAAUCGGAGGAGGACACAUAUUACAUUGUGCAAGAUGUCCUGCAACACUCCAGGGACAUUUUAUUGGAACUACAAAUGUACAAAGGAGCUGGGAACGAGAUUAGAGAGGCUAUAGCAAAUCCACGCAGUGAAGCGCGUCAGAUGAAAGCGUGGGAAGCUGUAUUGCCACUGGUGUCUAAGCUAAAGCAGUUUUAUGUCUUCUCUCAAAGCCUAGAGGAUAUCGUCCCACGUAUCUUGUGGGAACUCUGUUCUGGCCCACGCACUCCACGAGAACACCUCGAAAUGCAACAGGCACUAGUCAAGCAGUUUGCAGAGAUUCUGGACUUUGUGCUCAAAUUUGAUGACCUCAAGAUGACGAACCCGGCAAUUCAGAAUGACUUCAGCUACUACCGGAGGACAGUCAGCAGGUUACGGCUCGCAAAUCAGGAUGGCAUCGAGGAGAACCUGGACGUUCCAAAUGAGUUGGCCAAUCACAUGUCACUGUUCUAUGCUCACGCAACCCCCAUGCUGAAGGUGUUGAGCGACGCCACCUCCCGUUUUGUGACAGAAAAUAAAGACCUUCCCAUCGAGAACACAACCGAGACAUUGGGCACAAUGGCCAAGGUCUGUCAGAGGAUGGUGGACAACAGAGAAUUUUGCUCCCGCUUCAAGAGUGAAGAGACGAUCCUCUUUGUCCUGAGAGUCAUGGUUGGAGUGAUAAUCCUCUAUGACCACGUUCACCCACAGGGGGCGUUCACCAAGACUUCACACAUUGAUGUGAAGAAGUCAAUCCGUGUCCUCCGAGAGCAGCCACCGAAUGUUGUUGAAGGAUUGCUGAAUGCGCUUAGGUACACGACCAGGCACCUGAAUGAUGAAACUACCCCGAAGAACAUUAAGGCUCUUCUAGCUUGACUUCUACAUGUAUGUAGCCCCUUCCACAUUUACGUGUGUGAAUUUCAUCAUCUUCACCGUGUCGGACAUAAAUGGGUCGCUAUGUGAAACACGAGGUGAACUUUGCAGAACUUUCGCUUUUUUCUUGGUCCCUGUCACAAACCCCUCCUUGAAAGAAAGACUGGAAAGCAAGCGAUCCGGUGGCGAAGCUACGUGACGGAAGAAAAGAAAAACGAGACUGGGGAACAUAAAAAAGGGACCUUGUUUAUGUGUGUUCAAAGCUCCCUAGUCUCAGGGAUUUUUAUUGUCAUAAGAACUCAUGUUUUAGACAUUUGUGUGUUGCUUUUAAUUUUUCAUCGUGUCAUGUCAUUGGGAAUUUUUCGAUCACGUUCCGAGCGAUUGUGACAACGGAGAUCAGAGUCAACACUUUCAUUAAAUGGGCGCUGCAUUUGUAAUAUCUUUAGACUGUUUUAUGAGUGUUUCAAUUAAAUUGCAUCUUGUAAACUGUUAUCAGUACAUACAGUCUAACCUCGUUUAUAUGACGUCCGUUCACCUGACACGCUUUAUGACAAGUCCUUGACCUGUCAUGAAGCUGCAUAUUUUUGCUCUGAGAACCAUUCCCUCUACACGCAAAUCCUUCUGGUUAACAUGACAGUUCAUUUAUUCGACAAUGGCCGAUGUUUAUUUAUUAUAUAUAUAUACGUUUAUUUAUCUUUCAUAAAUGGGGAUUCGGUAGGGGGUGCAAACAUGUUUACCACCUUCGAUAGUACGACCACCGAUGGUUCAACGAGUGGUUCUUCUGUCCUACAAGUGCCCAGUGGUUUUGGGUGACACGCGUCGAUGCCGCACAGCCCGGCUGACUCAUGAUUAGAGCCCCUAGCUUUCUGCAGUGAAAAAUUUAUUUUUCUGCAGAACCGGGUUUACAGAACUGCGGGAUGCCAUGAUGGAGCGAAAACAAGCACAAAAAAAGAGAGCGUGCAGCAUUCUUCCAUCAUUGCUCAUCGACCGACUCAUCCCGCACGCUUUUACCACCUUUCAUAACUUUUCAGUGCGUAAAGAAAACUAGACCCGGAUCUGUCCAUCUGUGUCCUUGCGUUUCCGCCGUCAAAUUUCCUUUCGUCACGGCACCUUCAGCCACGUAUGUGCCAGCGUUAUCACUGGUGUCGGGCAUUGCAGUCGCGAUUGAUUGUGUUUAACCCGUGAAAAUGCCACACAUCGAUUGAACUUCUUACGUAAUUCUGUAAGACAUCAAAUGUUCCAUGAAAAACGGACGAUUCUGAGGGAAACAGCAGGGUCAGGAUAAUUACGGACAUGGACAGUUCCACAAAAUUUGGCACAUUUGCGGAAAGCUAGGGGCUCUACUCAUGAUGUUCUCUGUGGCACCGGUAAAUAAGCUUAAAUGCGCAGGGCCCUUGGUCACUUGGGUCAUGGUGACAUGCCGCACUCGUACAGGGGCAACAGAAGGGCAUGCAGAAUGUGUCUGCCAUUUAAAUAGUAUCAUUGAAAAAAAACUACAACUUGAAAAUGUAAGUCGACACUUGUGUCGGGUAUCUCCCUCAGGUAAGCUCCAAAUUAUUCUUCAGCAACGUCUCUUGUUUUGCAGUACAUGCAAAACACAACAUUGCAUAAUGCGUAAUCAUGUGCGUAACGCAACAUUGUGUGACACAGGAUUUUCUUUCUAUCGUUGGUGCAUAUCAUGUGCUGCAUGUUAGCAUGAUAGUUCGCUUUACGUCCAGUAUCUGCAGGAACUGUCAUGGUCAUAUCAACGAGGUUCGACUGUGUAUUAGCAUUGAGUUUGGUUUGAUCAACUUUAUGAAAAAAAAAUUGCUUUUACGUACAAAAGUUAACAUACUCGAUGCAUUGGGGCGCGACUAACGUGUCGGUUCUCACCUGCAUGUCGAUGCAAAUCCAGGAGUACCUUUUAAAAAAACUUCAUUUAGCUUGUCCUAUCUAUUGCUAUCAAGUUGUUGAUUGACUUUGGCAGAGGGCAAGUUUUGUAUAUUUACUGGUCAUCAUUUUUCUUUUAAAAACCCACGUUUCAUUAUACCUGCUUUUAAGGAAGACUUGCAGAAUGUGAUUAUUGUUGUUGUAAAUAUGGAAGCGACUUUUUCUUUCUGUUUUGGAAGUGUUGCCAUCAAACACAAAAGAAGUGGCUGUGAAAAUGAGUGAAUUAUGAUUUGACGCCACUUUGUGUGACACUUCUUGCAUUUUUUAUGUGUACUUUUUGCACUUAAAAGUUCACCAACAUGGCUCGGUCUGUUCUGCAUCUGCUGAAAUUUUUUAGUAGUGAAAAGACUUGUUUUGAACGUACAUUCUUAAUCUUUGUUUUUUUUUUUACCUGGUCUCGCACACUUAUGAAAAGUCACCAGUAUUAUCAGUAUCAGUACUAUUUUGAAAUUUUGAGGCAGAUAACAAUGUUAGGCACACAGUACACCUAUGAUAUGACCUAUGCUUUUAGGUGCUAAAUUCGAGUAUAUAUUUUGCUGUGUGGUCUCGAAAGGCAUCUCGAGCCUCAGUAUCAUUCGAAGGGGCAUACACAUUCCUUGGGAAUAUACAAUAAAGUCUCAGGAUUGCUUCUCAAAUUUCUUUUUAAGUGCUGUAAAACUAUUCCUGUAGAUACGCGCUGGUAUGUGAUCGGUUCCUAGGAGGAGGAGGAGGAGGUUAGGUGCACCAGCUUUUCACUGUCCUAUGGAGUGCCUGUCAACUGUCAAAGUUGUGACAGUGGUGAAAUUUUAUCUGUUGCUUUUUUUCUCAGUUUCAUUCAGAAAUGCUAUAACAGUACAGAAAAAGUAGAAUUGUCAAUAUGGAACUAGCUCGCUCAUGAACAAACAUGCGAUUUGCUAGACAGAUACCAUCAUUGAGAAUGCAAAAGAUCGCCUAGCAAAAAAAAAAAAAAAGAUUGUGUAAGUUUAUCUAACAAGCGAGUUAGUUUAAUUAAGUGGCAUAUGAGGACGGCUUUCUUUUUUCUUUCAAACAGCCUUUACAAAAUCUACAAUUUCCUGUAUCUGAAAGAGUGUCGUCUGGCACUUGGAUACGUUGUCGGAUGUGGAAAGUGACGGACUACUGAAAUAUAAAAAAGGCGGAGCUAACUAGUGUAGCAGCACGUUUGUGAUUGGAACAUUCAGUUCUGGUUUCAAAUAAUGCUCAGUCAUUACAGCGAAUUUUUUGUUAUUACACGAGGUUUUCUUUCAUGAAAUACCAAUUUUCAUGGUCAUUAUGCUCAUUUGUGCUCUUAGAUGCAAGUAUUUACCUUGUUUCAACCUGCUAGAAUUUUGUUGCGACCAACCUUGGAGCUGCGUGGAGUAAACGCUGUGAUUAUAAUGUGAUUAUUGCUAUGACCAUGUGUGUUGCUACCAUGCAGAAGCUUUUAGCUGUAACAGUCAGUAGCAAUUGCAGCAUAGUUGUUCAUUGAGUACCUUAUUUCGCAUGUUUUUGUCUUAUUGCAAACUUUGGUGGUAGUUCACCUUUGAAAUUGUACCAGUUGAGCAUUGCAGGCUCACACUUGUUUGCUUUGAUUGGUGGAGAAGGCUUUCGGCUAAAAGUGGCCUUCCAGUGCAGGUCUUCCCAUCAAGUUGCCAAAACAUAGAUGUAGGUUACUUCCGAAGUGCGAGCCACAAAGAACAUGCCGUAUUGAGUGAAUGGUGAACAGGGUGCUAGCUUGGCAGGCUUCUUUUGACAAUGCCUUGUGGACUAGAGGAGCUCUUCACUGCCUGGAUAUACAGAGUCACAAUGUCAUCCACUCGAGCCUGUUUCAAACACAGAAAGCCUACAGGAGCGAGCGGCUGCCCAUCAGGUGUUGCCAUAGUUGCGGUUGUUAACCAAGGCCUCGUUUAAUCUAGAGGGUUGUGGGAUUCCGGAGCAAAAAUGCUACUGUGAUGCUUGAGCAUAACGUGGAGCUCAAUCAGGAAUGCUGUUCUUGCUUCCUUACAGAGUAAAAUCCAACUAAAAACAGGUUGGGAAUGCAGAGUAUGUGCAGCGUAACCUUACGUUGAUGUCUCGAGGAGCAGUAAUGGUAACAAUUUCAAUUUUCAUGUGGAAUCUCAAAGUUGCGCAUUUUUAAAGUCACAUUUGGGUUUGUUUGUGUUUGCGUGUACAUGCACUGGCAACACACAAUACUGCCUCUGUUUGUACAGGAACUGCUGAAGCUAUUAUUAUUAUUCAUUUUUGUGACUUACUGCGCUGAACAUGUGUUUCCAAACAUCGAGUUAUUUUAUCGCAUUUUAAGUGGCACGGAAACAAUUGUCUCAGUUUCUGACCUAAAUUCCCCAUCAUGGAUAGUAGGGACUAACUAAGAAAUAAGUGGUAUAGUAGGAGGCAACGUGCUGGUAGACAUGCUCUAGUGCAGAAGCCUCAAGCUCAGAUCAAGUUCAGAUAGCAACAAAUGGGCGAAGCUCUAAAUAUGAAAAAUUGUACACUCAGAAGGGUAUUCCUCAUCCCAUGUCUUGCACUUUCUGGUGCCUGAAUUGGGUUUCUGAAAGAUGAAAGUCACUGAAAAGGUUAGCCAGCUGUAGGACUUGAGCCCACAUCUUCUGGAUUGCCGGUGCAGGGCUCUGCAGUUCUUUCAUGUUGGGUUUCUGGUUUGCACAUUUGGGAGUUGGACAAUUUGUGUGUUAUAAGUGUCCCGUACACGUUACGCAGCCUGUGUUAGAGAACUGUCUUUCUGUGUACAUAGCCCCAUUUUCCCUCGAUUUUAUUUCCACAUUGUUACCCCUCUGUUUCACAUUUUUGUUAGUGCGCACCUUUCCGGAGCACCUAGUCAUCUUUAUAGUUAUCGAGCACUUUGCCACUGAAAUCUUGUAAAUCUCCUGCCAGAGUGUACGAAUUCCAUUUGUGCAUUGCCACACAAAAUAUUGAGAUGCCUACAGGUUUUUAAAAUGUGUCACAUUUUGUACUUGACGACAAAAGCUCAUCCAGAGCAUAGGAACGACCAAUCUGGGGAACCUUGUCAGUUCGUAGUCCCGCGCGUUUGCUUACAAUAAGUGCUUAUCAGCUAGUCUAGUCUAUUUGCUGAAAUUGUAGAUCAACUGGGUACAACUUGCUUAAGCAUGUCCUCCAUGAGAAAUGUUAAACGUAGGGUCCUGAGCUUUUGCUGGAUGUUAAAGCUUGGCCACUGCGGCGUACUUAAUAUUAAAGCCACGAAUUACUAUUGCUUACAUCAUAACCGAAAAUAAGCUGAAAAGAAGGCUUCACGUAGUGUACAAACGUUGUCAUACCAGCGCUUGACAGCUGUUUGAGCCUUAUUGGGCCAUUGUCUGCAGUGCGCUGGUAAGCAGUGUUUGAGUGGGUGGUGUCGGAAGGUCACAUACGGCUGCGACUUCUUUUUCCUUACAUAAUUCAUUGGCGGGGAGACGUCACAUUCUACGUGACCUUCUGACACCACCCGCUCGAGCAGUGCCUACCUGCACACUGCAUGCCUACGCUAAUGACAACGGCCCAAUAAAAGCCGCAACAGCUGUCCAGUGCUGGCAUGGAUCUGUAUGCUGUUACGUACAUUUUAAUUUCAUGAUGUGGUACGUAAAUGUUUUAAAAAUUUUAAGGGUUGACCUAAAUCUACGCGCAACUUUAAAUUUUGUUAUUCGUCACCCAGUGCUAGCAGCCGACUAUGAGGUCCAGCAUCAUCCAGUUCUGGUUUUGCAGUAGCUAUUUCUAAAUUAUGGUUACGAAAAAACUGGUGAAUAUUAUUUCAUUUUGCUUUCUUCACUAUUAAGCCUAAGAAUGUGGAAGAAUAGUUGGUACUUUCCAUUUCUCUGUCAUACAACAAUUUGUCUCAAGUUUUGAACUUGCAAAGCUUCCUUGGCUUGAAGGACCACAUCGUGCUGUGUUUGUUGUUUUGGUAUUGAGGGCAUUGAAUGUGAAUACAUGCGCAUGACCAUGUCGAGCUAUAGUGUGCUUUGCCACUGGGCAAACAAGAGAGCGAGCGAGAGAGAGAGAUUGGAUUGAGCAGGGUGUUAAAAGGAGAUAUGGACGGUUUUUCAAAGUCAUGUAACCUGCUCAUUGUAGUAUUUGUCUGUGCAGUAUUAUACAGUGUGUGCUCAUGUCCCUUACAAGCAUGUCAAUUCAGUGGUACGACGUUAUCCAAGUUCAUACAUGCAACAGUGAAACCUCCCACUUCCUGCUCUUGUUUUUAUUACAAACAAACAAACAAACCUUUCAUUACGAACACUCCCUUCUGGCAGACAAGAACCCUGGUCCUGUGGACGUCCCUAGAGUCACUAAUUAGGGGUACAGAGUAUCGCAUUCCGCCGGAGCCGCCAUUCGGUGUCCUCGAUUGGGCCGAUCGUGUCACGUGGUUUCCUCCGAAGAACGCGCCGUCCGUGUUGAGUCCCCUGCAUCCAAAACCGGUUGCGAGCUGGCUCGACUGCGCGCGGUUCUCCGGGCGGAGAAGGGAGAGAUUGGCGUCCCGUUGCUAGGCGACGCAGCCGCGCCGUACCCAAGAUGGCGCUCUCGCUCGUGGCUCGCGUGGCUCAGUGUCGCUACUCUGCUCCCUAUUUAGUGACUCUAGUCGUCCCUGUUAGAGAGGUUUCACUGUACUGUUUAGUACUUCUGUAUUUUGCUGCUGCAAGUUUUCAAAAUUCCAAAGCUGACUUGCAUGUUCUUUCAUUUUGAGCACUGAGUGUUUCGUGAACUAUGCAGUAUGUUAUCAACUUUCUGUAUCACCUUGGUAUUGCUCAAUUAUUGUACUACAAGAGGUAUCAGUGACUAAUUUGUUCUUUUUCGGAACUUAUUUAUUUUCUCUUCUAUUUGUAUUUUUAAUUCAUUCAUCAGAAAUAGUGUGUGGAUAUGAGGAGUUUUGUUUGUCUCACCUCUGUUUUUUUAGCCUAAUUGUGUUACCUCGUUUCUACUCAAUAUCAUGACCAGCAUUAACUAAAUGCGCGCUUCAUGUUUGAGGUACACAAGAAAGUUGCAACAGCCAUACGGCAAGUAUGCAUGUGUUGAUGAACGUACCAGUGGGACACAUUUUGAGUUGUGUACCUCCAUUAAGACUUUGGAGUACCUUGAUCAUGUACCAAGUUGUUUUCUCUUGAAAUAAACGAGGGUUAUUGUUUAUAA
Messenger RNA from Ornithodoros turicata, 8320 nucleotides. Its product is annotated as CYFIP-related Rac1 interactor B-like. Bases 284 to 1291 code for a protein of 335 amino acids. NCBI's taxonomy places the organism in Eukaryota, Metazoa, Arthropoda, Arachnida, Ixodida, Argasidae. The record is from RefSeq and is a predicted model, not a curated record. The transcript has 10 exons. Gene Ontology annotation, molecular function: small GTPase binding. Gene Ontology annotation, biological process: regulation of actin filament polymerization.